AUGGUCGCCGGACCGCCUAGUGAUGGAGCGGAGCGUACCGCCUCUACUCUGCGAGGGCCUCGUUCCCUUGCGCUGGCGCAGACUCGAGACGAUCAAGGCCUGCACAUGGCUCACGAGGACGAGAUCCAGAACGCAAAGACGAAGAUCAACGCCAUUUGGAAAAGCAGAGCGUACAGAAUCACCAUUGCGUACAUCAUCCAUCCCGAUCGUGAAGCUUGGCUAGUCCACUUUGUCAGUUGUCUGGCGAAGAUUGCGGAGGGCCCUGCGGCCGCCACUUCUUCGGAAAGCGCGCCGACAGCUGUGGUGCCCAACACGGAGCAGUCGCCACGCCUAUUCCAACACGUUAGCUAUGACCGUACAAAGUGGUUCCGGAUCGAGGGUGGUGGUACCAUGUAUGGGGUACAGCUACCUGUAGAUGAAGCUUCCACCAAGUUCAGUCUUCCUGCUGGUGCUAGGCUCUGGACCGCCGACUUCUCCAAAGUCACUGUACUUGCGGGUGAUGGGUAUAGGCCUGUAUUGAAAAGUAACCUCAAAAUAGACUCUCCUCUACCUCAGGGAACCCGGUAG
Messenger RNA from Neurospora hispaniola, 567 nucleotides. RefSeq lists its product as uncharacterized. The record is from RefSeq and is a predicted model, not a curated record. The transcript is spliced from 2 exons. The coding region runs from base 1 to 567 and encodes 188 amino acids. Lineage: Eukaryota; Fungi; Ascomycota; Sordariomycetes; Sordariales; Sordariaceae.